UCUCUCUCUCUCUCUCUCACACACACACACACACACUACUAUCUCUUUACUCACCACUACGUUGAUUAUUGCCUAAUAGAUUCAGAUCUGUCUCUCUAUAAAUAUAAGCAUCUCCUCAUUCCUCUCUUCCCCAGACAUAACGAAACCCAUUUGGGAUCUUUGAUCUUAACCCUAAUAAUAGAAAACCCCCUCUCUUCAUCACCAAACAAGAGGACCCUUUUUCUCUCUCACACACACACAAGCUGAGACAAGAUUGGAGUAUAAGGGAGGGAGAGAGAGAGAGAGAGAGAGAGAGAGAGAGAUGGGAAGGCCACCUUGCUGUGACAAGAUUGGAGUGAAGAAAGGGCCAUGGACUCCCGAGGAAGACAUCAUCUUGGUUUCUUACAUUCAAGAACAUGGUCCUGGCAACUGGAGAUCUGUCCCUACUAACACAGGCCUGAGGAGAUGUAGCAAGAGCUGCAGAUUGAGGUGGACUAAUUAUCUAAGGCCCGGUAUUAAGCGGGGCAAUUUCACCGAGCAUGAAGAGAAGAUGAUUAUCCACCUUCAAGCCCUCUUGGGCAAUCGAUGGGCAGCCAUAGCAUCAUACCUUCCACAAAGGACAGACAACGAUAUAAAGAAUUAUUGGAACACUCACUUGAAGAAGAAGCUGAAGAAGAUGGAUGGUUCAGGAGAUGAUUCUGACGGGCAUGAGGGCUUGUCUUCAUCAAACCCUAAUUCUCAAAAUCACCAUCAAACCUCAAACAAAGGCCAAUGGGAGAGAAGGCUUCAGACAGACAUCAACAUGGCAAAACAAGCCCUUUGUGAGGCCCUGUCCCUUGACAAGCCACAUACAACACUGUCAUCUUCAUCAUCAUCAUCAUUAUCGCCACCAUCAACAUUCCAGAACUCUAAUUUCCCAAUAGAACGUUAUGAUCCAUCAUCGUCAUCUUCCUCCACCACCACCACAACCACAAGCAAUCCUAAUCCAUACCCAUCAGGCCUAUACGCGUCGAGCGCUGAGAACAUCGCUCGGUUGCUUCAAAAGUUCAUGAAAGACACUCCAAAGUCGUCAUCUCCUGCGUCAGAAACCAAAGCAGCCACCCUGGUCGUAUCUCGGAGGAACCUCCCGGCCACGGCGGCGUCUAGCCCUAGCACCGCCGAAGAAGGUGGUGAAGGGUUCGACCAGUCUUUCUUCGGCUUCAACUCGACGAACUUCGAGUCAAGCUUCUUGCAAGAUCAUGAGACAAAGCCGGCGAUGACAGACAAUGGAUUAAUAUCACAAGGGUCUCUGUCGUUGUUAGAGAAAUGGCUGUUUGAUGACCAAGGUCACGACAUGAUUAACAUGUCAUUAGAAGAGAGUCAAGAAGGGUUGUUCUAGAGAGACGAAAAGGAAGAAACCUAGAACGUUAUUAAUUAAUCAACUGUAUUAAGUCAAAGAUGUCUACCUUAAUCCUUAUGUUUGUGCCUUAAUUAGGGUUUAGAAUCUUGCUGGGUUUAUCUCAAGGAGCCGUACGGAUGGUUCCCCCUUUUUACAUCUUCUAUGUGUAAGAACACAAAGUGUAGAUCUCUAUUAACAUAUAUCAUGUGUUAUACUUUGUUCUUCAUAUUU
Messenger RNA from Tarenaya hassleriana, 1588 nucleotides. Its product is annotated as myb-related protein 306-like. The coding region runs from base 302 to 1357 and encodes 351 amino acids. Gene Ontology annotation, biological process: response to auxin. The record is from RefSeq and is a predicted model, not a curated record. The transcript is spliced from 3 exons. NCBI's taxonomy places the organism in Eukaryota, Viridiplantae, Streptophyta, Magnoliopsida, Brassicales, Cleomaceae.